AUGUCGGACGUUAGGAUCAAGCAGGAGCGUGUCAAUGGCUCUAAACCGAAUGACGAUGGAGAGGCUACAGCGAAGGAGGUCUCGGAGGCGUUCCAAGCGGCAGUUGGAGAGGACGAAAUGGACAGGACCAACGCGCUGCUGAUGCACGCGUGCAACUGCGACGACGCGCACUGUCGCGACCCCCAGUUCCGCGGCUUGUGCUCGCAUAUGAAGCGGUUCCUACGUGCGGCCUGCUGGGCUUCCCACAGCGAGAAGUGGCGAUCAUACCCCAUCGGCAAUGCAGUCAUUGAGCUAUUCGCGUAUCACGCGCUGCACUGCCAGGCACUCCAAUGCAACGUGCCAAUGUGUCGACAGCUACGUGGUCAAGUGCUGCUGUGA
Molecule: messenger RNA, 378 nt
Organism: Phytophthora nicotianae INRA-310
Lineage: Eukaryota; Oomycota; Peronosporomycetes; Peronosporales; Peronosporaceae
Exons: 2
Coding region: 1-378 (125 amino acids)
Biological process (GO): positive regulation of transcription by RNA polymerase II
Cellular component (GO): transcription regulator complex; histone acetyltransferase complex
Molecular function (GO): histone acetyltransferase activity; transcription coactivator activity; chromatin DNA binding
Source: RefSeq, a predicted model, not a curated record